Porites evermanni is the source of this 958-nucleotide messenger RNA. The record is from the annotation of a GenBank genome assembly. NCBI's taxonomy places the organism in Eukaryota, Metazoa, Cnidaria, Anthozoa, Scleractinia, Poritidae.
AUGGCAAAGGAAUAUAAUUUAAAAGAAUUGAGUUCAUUGUUUGAAGAGAAACUGUCAGAGAGGUCGGGUCUUGUGAAGAAUGUCAAAGCCGCGGAGUCAGUUCUCAGAGAGUUUGAAACAACCACCACUACGAGAUACGCCUGUUUCAAAGCAAGUAAAGGAUUUGGGAACACAGGUAAGGUGCUUCCUAUUUUAUUCAUGAUAGCGUGCAACCGCUGAUGUGGCAAAUCGAGGAGACCUUGCGCUUCUUGAAUAUAAACUCCGAGGAAAUAUCAAAUAUACAGCUCUAUGAUAUGCGUAUUUAGGCUGAUCAAUCGGGUCAACUUCAAAUUCUUAUAAAGCAGAGUUUAAGUGUUUAAAUGUAAUAUAAAUUAUUUCUUCAAAUAAUUAAGGGAAAUGAAACGUAUUUGUGUACGUAGAAGACAAUAAAAUGAGGGUAGGAGUAAGCAGAAGGUUUAGGGAGGGUGUGUGGUUGAGUUCACAAGUGAACUGCAAGAUCAGAAAAAGCUCUGGUUUCCCAUCCAGCAAUGAACAUUUUAAGGGAGAACAGGUUAAUAGUAACAAGCAGGAGCCCAUGGGCUCCUGUAACAAGGUCUCUUAGUUCAAAGUGUAGGGAAAUGCUUCAACAUUGGCAGUGGCGGAUCCAGGGAAUCCUUAUUUUACACCAAACCGAGGCCCGAAGGACCGAAAAAAAAUUUGUUUGAGUCCGCCCACCCCUCUUCUCUAAGGGUCUGGAUGACCACCCCCCCCCCCUUAUCUGAAGGUCUGGAUCGGCCACUGAUAGGGUUUCUGUCUAUUGACAGAUAUUAAAUCGCACAAGCACAAAGUGUUAUGGGAAGACGGUAGCCUGCGUUUUGACCACAUCCCAUUUGUUGUGGUAAAUCACAAAGUAUGCGACUGUCAGCAUGGUGUAGACAGACAUGUGAGAGAGAAAAAAAGAAAUCAAUCGGUUAGUUUA